Messenger RNA from Mesitornis unicolor (brown roatelo), 1431 nucleotides. RefSeq names its product protein Jade-2-like. The annotation marks the transcript as partial. Gene Ontology annotation, cellular component: histone acetyltransferase complex. Lineage: Eukaryota; Metazoa; Chordata; Aves; Mesitornithiformes; Mesitornithidae. Gene Ontology annotation, biological process: regulation of transcription by RNA polymerase II. The record is from RefSeq and is a predicted model, not a curated record. The transcript has 8 exons.
AUGGAAGAAAAACGACGCAAGUACUCGAUCAGCAGUGAUAACUCAGACACCACUGACAGUCACACCACAUCUGCCUCCAGAUGCUCCAAAAUUCCGAAUACCAAAUCCACCUGGUCACGGCAGAAGGAGAAGAAACCCUCUGAGGUUUUCCGUACGGAUCUGAUCACAGCCAUGAAGAUCCCCGACUCCUUCCAGCUGAGCCCUGACGAGUACUACGUCCUGGCUGAUCCCUGGAGGCAGGAGUGGGAGAAGGGUGUCCAGGUGCCGGCAAGUGCCGAGGCCAUCCCAGAGCCUGUGGUCAGGAUCAUACCCCAGCUGGAGAACUCGCCCUCACAGGUUUCACCAGGCAGCCUGCCUGGCUCUGAGAUUUCAGAAGCUACGAGGACUUACUUGCAAGGCAUGAGCCGCUAUGACCUGGACGAGCUUGAUGCUUGCUGGUUAGAACUUCUUAAUAUGGAGCUCAAGGAGAUGGAAAAGCCCGAGCUGGAUGAGAUCACCCUGGAGCGAGUGCUGGAGGAGCUGGAGACCAUGUGCUACGAGAACAUGAACAUCGCCAUCGAAACAGAGGAGGGCUUGGGCAUCGAGUACGACGAGGACGUGGUGUGCGACGUCUGCCGCUCGCCGGAGGGAGAGGACGGCAACGAGAUGGUGUUCUGUGACAAGUGCAACGUCUGCGUGCACCAGGCAUGCUACGGCAUCCUGAAGGUCCCCAUCGGGAGCUGGCUGUGCCGGACCUGCGCCCUCGGGGUUCAGCCAAAGUGUCUACUGUGCCCGAAGAGAGGGGGAGCGCUGAAGCCCACCCGGAGCGGGACGAAAUGGGUCCACGUUAGCUGUGCCUUAUGGAUACCUGAAGUUAGCAUUGGAUGUCCUGAAAAAAUGGAACCCAUUACGAAGAUCUCACAUAUCCCAGCAAGCAGAUGGGCUUUGUCCUGCAGCCUCUGCAAGGAGUGUACUGGGACCUGCAUUCAGUGCUCCAUGCCCGCCUGCGUCACUGCGUUCCACGUCACCUGCGCCUUCGACCACAACCUCGACAUGCGGACUAUUCUAGCAGACAACGACGAAGUGAAGUUCAAGUCCUUCUGCCUUGAGCACAGCACUGGUGCCACCAAGCUGCCCGAGGAGGCACGGACAGAGCCUGACCAAGCCCAGCUGGACUUGGAGAAGGUCACGCUGCGGAAGCAGAAGCUCCAGCAACUGGAGGAGGACUUCUAUGAACUUGUGAAGCCUUCAGAGGUGGCGGAGAACCUUGACUUAAAUGAAUCACUGGUGGAUUUUGUCUACCAAUACUGGAAGCUGAAGAGGAAAGCAAAUUCCAACAAACCACUGCUGACACCAAAAACAGAUGAGGUGGACAACUUGGCCCAGCAAGAACAGGAUGUUCUCUACAGACGCUUAAAGCUCUUCAUGCACCUCAGGCAAGACCUGGAGAGG